Molecule: messenger RNA, 3368 nt
Organism: Harmonia axyridis
Lineage: Eukaryota; Metazoa; Arthropoda; Insecta; Coleoptera; Coccinellidae
Product: DEK domain-containing chromatin-associated protein 4-like
Exons: 3
Coding region: 1-3063 (1020 amino acids)
Biological process (GO): nucleotide-excision repair, DNA gap filling; DNA synthesis involved in UV-damage excision repair; DNA strand elongation involved in DNA replication
Cellular component (GO): nucleus; delta DNA polymerase complex
Molecular function (GO): DNA-directed DNA polymerase activity
Source: RefSeq, a predicted model, not a curated record
AUGGAAACAAAUGACUGUCAAGAAGUAAAAGUUGAAGUGAAAAUGGAAAAGGGAUCGGAAACUAAUGAUGUGAUUAAUGAGAAGUCAACAAAAAAUGAAGAAUUUGAGGAAAAAACACCUAGGCAAGUCCAAAUUAAGAAAAUCACUUCUGCUAAAGGAUCUAAUAAAAAGAAACAAGAAGGAAAAAAAAGGAAGAGAAUAAUAGUUCAAAGUGAUUCAGAGGAUGAUAUGUUUGGGAAUGAUGAAGAAGAAGAAAAACCAGAUGAGGAUAUAGAAGAAGAAAAACCCGUAGCAAUACUACCAAAAGAAUCAAUUCCUAAAAAUAAAAGAAGAAAAGCUGUGGAGAAAGUUUAUACAGAUGAGGAAGGAUUUGUCGUUACUAAAACAGAAUAUGUUUUAGUGAGUGAAUCAGAAGAUGAUUUUUCAUUUUCAGGUAUGUUUGGGAAUGAUGAAGAAGAAGAAAAACCAGAUGAGGAUAUAGAAGAAGAAAAACCCGUAGCAAUACUACCAAAAGAAUCAAUUCCUAAAAAUAAAAGAAGAAAAGCUGUGGAGAAAGUUUAUACAGAUGAGGAAGGAUUUGUCGUUACUAAAACAGAAUAUGUUUUAGUGAGUGAAUCAGAAGAUGAUUUUUCAUUUUCAGAUAUGUUUGGGAAUGAUGAAGAAGAAGAAAAACCAGAUGAGGAUAUAGAAGAAGAAAAACCCGUAGCAAUACUACCAAAAGAAUCAAUUCCUAAAAAUAAAAUUAGAAAAGCUGUGGAGAAAGUUUAUACAGAUGAGGAAGGAUUUGUCGUUACUAAAACAGAAUAUGUUUUAGUGAGUGAAUCAGAAGAUGAUUUUUCAUUUUCAGAUAUGUUUGGGAAUGAUGAAGAAGAAGAAAAACAAGAUGAGGAUAUAGAAGAAGAAAAACCCGUAGCAAUACUACCAAAAGAAUCAAUUCCUAAAAAUAAAAGAAGAAAAGCUGUGGAGAAAGUUUAUACAGAUGAGGAAGGAUUUGUCGUUACUAAAACAGAAUAUGUUUUAGUGAGUGAAUCAGAAGAUGAUUUUUCAUUUUCAGGUAUGUUUGGGAAUGAUGAAGAAGAAGAAAAACCAGAUGAGGAUAUAGAAGAAGAAAAACCCGUAGCAAUACUACCAAAAGAAUCAAUUCCUAAAAAUAAAAGAAGAAAAGCUGUGGAGAAAGUUUAUACAGAUGAGGAAGGAUUUGUCGUUACUAAAACAGAAUAUGUUUUAGUGAGUGAAUCAGAAGAUGAUUUUUCAUUUUCAGGUAUGUUUGGGAAUGAUGAAGAAGAAGAAAAACCAGAUGAGGAUAUAGAAGAAGAAAAACCCGUAGCAAUACUACCAAAAGAAUCAAUUCCUAAAAAUGAAAGAAGAAAAGCUGUGGAGAAAGUUUAUACAGAUGAGGAAGGAUUUGUCGUUACUAAAACAGAAUAUGUUUUAGUGAGUGAAUCAGAAGAUGAUUUUUCAUUUUCGGGUAUGUUUGGGAAUGAUGAAGAAGAAGAAAAACCAGAUGAGGAUAUAGAAGAAGAAAAACCCGUAGCAAUACUACCAAAAGAAUCAAUUCCUAAAAAUGAAAGAAGAAAAGCUGUGGAGAAAGUUUAUACAGAUGAGGAAGGAUUUGUCGUUACUAAAACAGAAUAUGUUUUAGUGAGUGAAUCAGAAGAUGAUUUUUCAUUUUCAGGUAUGUUUGGGAAUGAUGAAGAAGAAGAAAAACCAGAUGAGGAUAUAGAAGAAGAAAAACCCGUAGCAAUACUACCAAAAGAAUCAAUUCCUAAAAAUGAAAGAAGAAAAGCUGUGGAGAAAGUUUAUACAGAUGAGGAAGGAUUUGUCGUUACUAAAACAGAAUAUGUUUUAGUGAGUGAAUCAGAAGAUGAUUUUUCAUUUUCGGGUAUGUUUGGGAAUGAUGAAGAAGAAGAAAAACCAGAUGAGGAUAUAGAAGAAGAAAAACCCGUAGCAAUACUACCAAAAGAAUCAAUUCCUAAAAAUGAAAGAAGAAAAGCUGUGGAGAAAGUUUAUACAGAUGAGGAAGGAUUUGUCGUUACUAAAACAGAAUAUGUUUUAGUGAGUGAAUCAGAAGAUGAUUUUUCAUUUUCAGGUAUGUUUGGGAAUGAUGAAGAAGAAGAAAAACCAGAUGAGGAUAUAGAAGAAGAAAAACCCGUAGCAAUACUACCAAAAGAAUCAAUUCCUAAAAAUGAAAGAAGAAAAGCUGUGGAGAAAGUUUAUACAGAUGAGGAAGGAUUUGUCGUUACUAAAACAGAAUAUGUUUUAGUGAGUGAAUCAGAAGAUGAUUUUUCAUUUUCGGGUAUGUUUGGGAAUGAUGAAGAAGAAGAAAAACCAGAUGAGGAUAUAGAAGAAGAAAAACCCGUAGCAAUACUACCAAAAGAAUCAAUUCCUAAAAAUGAAAGAAGAAAAGCUGUGGAGAAAGUUUAUACAGAUGAGGAAGGAUUUGUCGUUACUAAAACAGAAUAUGUUUUAGUGAGUGAAUCAGAAGAUGAUUUUUCAUUUUCAGGUAUGUUUGGGAAUGAUGAAGAAGAAGAAAAACCAGAUGAGGAUAUAGAAGAAGAAAAACCCGUAGCAAUACUACCAAAAGAAUCAAUUCCUAAAAAUGAAAGAAGAAAAGCUGUGGAGAAAGUUUAUACAGAUGAGGAAGGAUUUGUCGUUACUAAAACAGAAUAUGUUUUAGUGAGUGAAUCAGAAGAUGAUUUUUCAUUUUCGGGUAUGUUUGGGAAUGAUGAAGAAGAAGAAAAACCAGAUGAGGAUAUAGAAGAAGAAAAACCCGUAGCAAUACUACCAAAAGAAUCAAUUCCUAAAAAUGAAAGAAGAAAAGCUGUGGAGAAAGUUUAUACAGAUGAGGAAGGAUUUGUCGUUACUAAAACAGAAUAUGUUUUAGUGAGUGAAUCAGAAGAUGAAGAAUCUGAUGUGAAAGAUGAAAAACCAAAAGAAGCGGAGAAAUCUGUGCAAAAAGGAGAAAAGAAAUCACCUCCUCUAAAAGCUGCAGUGAAAGGAAAAAAAGGCAAACCUUUGGCAACCAAUCAACCUACCCUGAUGAAUUUCUUUAAGAAGAAAUAGUAUGAAUUUAUUAGAAUCUGCUUGUUAAAUAGACAGACCCUUUUGUAUAUUUUUGAAUUGAAUAUUUAUUAUUUACCCAGUAUGUUUAAAUUGAACUAAUGUUUUUAUUGGUAUUACUUGUUUUGUAUUUGAAUAAGUGCCUUAUAUGUGUUCUUAUAUGAACUUAAAUGUUUUUAAUUACCAACUGCCCAUAUAAAAAGGAGAUGAAAUAAUUAAGUUAUGAUAUACAGGGCUUAUUGUUUUUAUUAUUUCAAUCAUUAACUCUGAAAACAGUGAUAGCACAGAAUAAAGUCAUUUUGGUUGAA